This is a messenger RNA of Diceros bicornis minor, 2004 nucleotides long. RefSeq names its product coagulation factor XII (gene F12). The coding region runs from base 1 to 1845 and encodes 614 amino acids. NCBI's taxonomy places the organism in Eukaryota, Metazoa, Chordata, Mammalia, Perissodactyla, Rhinocerotidae. Gene Ontology annotation, cellular component: rough endoplasmic reticulum; extracellular region. Gene Ontology annotation, molecular function: calcium ion binding; serine-type endopeptidase activity. The transcript has 14 exons. The record is from RefSeq and is a predicted model, not a curated record. Gene Ontology annotation, biological process: zymogen activation; blood coagulation.
AUGAGGGCUUUGCUGCUCCUGGGGUCCCUGAUGGCAAGCCUGGAGUUGGCGCUUUCGACUCCUCCUUGGAAAGCCCCCAAGCAGCAUAAGCACAUAGCAGAGGAGCACAUGGUGGUUCUCACAGUCACCGGGGAGCCCUGCCACUUCCCCUUCCAGUACCACCGGCAGCUGCACCACAAAUGCACCCACAGGGGCCGGCCAGGCCCACGGCCCUGGUGUGCUACCACCCCCAACUUUGAGCAGGACCAGCGAUGGGCAUACUGCCUGGAGCCCAAGAAAGUGAAAGACCACUGCAGCAAGCACAGCCCCUGCCAGAACGGAGGGACCUGCGUGAACACGCCAAGUAGCCCACACUGCAUCUGUCCAGAACGCUUCACUGGGAAGCACUGCCAGAGAGAGAAGUGCUUCGAGCCUCAGCUUCUCCAGGUCUUCCAUGAGAAUGAGAUAUGGUAUAGGCCUGGGCCGGCAGGUGUGGCCAAGUGCCAGUGCAAGGGUCCCGAUGGCCACUGCAAGCCGCUGGCCAGCCAGGUCUGCCGCACCAACCUGUGCCUCAACGGCGGCCGCUGCCUGGAGGCGGAGGGCCGCCGCCUGUGCCUGUGUCCCGCGGGCUACGCUGGUCGCUUCUGCGAUGUGGACACUGAAGCGAACUGCUACCACGGCCGCGGGCUCGGCUACCGCGGCACGGCCAGUACUACGAUCUCGGGCGCACGGUGUCGGCCGUGGGCCUCGGAGGCCACCUACCGGAACGUGACUGCAGAGCAAGCGCUGAACUGGGGACUGGGCGACCAUGCCUUCUGCCGGAACCCGGACAACGACACUCGUCCGUGGUGCUUCAUGUGGAGCGGCGACCGACUGGGCUGGGAAUAUUGCCGCCUGGCACAAUGCCAGGCCCUAGCCCCGGCGGCGCCCCAGAUCCCGCGUCCGACCCAAGUUCCCUCUGGGCACCAGAACCUCCCCUCACCCUCGCUCUCGGCAUUGCCGAAGCCUCAGCCCACGAUCCCGACCCCAGCCUCGCACGCGACGCCCGAGCAGCCGAGUCGUCUGCCCAGCACCGGCCCAACCGGCUGCGGACAGCGGCUCCGGAAACGGCUGUCCCCGCUGAGCCGCAUCGUCGGGGGACUGGUGGCGCUGCCCGGGGCUCACCCCUACAUGGCCGCGUUGUACUCGCGCCACCGUUUCUGCGGCGGCUGCCUCAUCGCCCCCUGCUGGGUGCUGACGGCGGCUCACUGCCUGCAGAACCUGCGGGCGCCCGAGGAGCUGACGGUGGUGCUAGGUCAGGACCGCUAUAACCAGAGCUGUGAGCAGUGCCAGACGCUGGCCGUGCGCGCCUACCGCCUGCACGACGGUUUCUCGCCCACUACCUUCCAGCACGACCUGGCUCUGCUGCGCCUGCAGGAGAGGGCGGACGGCACCUGCGCCGUCCUGUCGCCUUUCGUUCAACCCGUGUGCCUGCCCAGCGGCGUUGCCCGCCCUGCCGAACCCGAAGCCGCGCUCUGCGAGGUGGCCGGCUGGGGCCACCAGUUCGAGGGGGCGGUGGAAUUUUCUAGCUUCCUGCAGGAGGCGCAGGUGCCGCUCAUUCCUCCAGAGCGCUGCUCCGCCCCUGACGUGCACGGAGCCGCCUUCGCCUCCGGCAUGCUCUGCGCUGGCUUCCUCGAGGGCGGCACCGACGCCUGCCAGGGUGACUCCGGGGGCCCGCUGGUGUGUGAGGACGAGACCGCAGAGCGCCGGCUCAUCCUGCGAGGCAUCGUGAGCUGGGGCACAGGUUGUGGCGACCGCUACAAGCCGGGUGUGUACACAGACGUGGCCAACUAUCUGGACUGGAUCCGGGAGCACACGGCUUCCUGACUGCCCAGGGACUGUCUUUCUCUCCUGGGCGAUCGUGGAAUGGGAGAGUGGCUGGGGCGUGAUCACGGACAGACCGCAAGGAUUAUGUUCCAUUCCCCCAGCGCAGCCAGCAGAGAGCCAGGCAUGGUGUGGGCACUCAAUAAAGUGCUUUUAAAGAUG